AAAAAAACUUUAUUACAAUUUAUAUUGGGAAUAGACAUGGCAUUUUCAAAGUUUGUGGCUAGUAGUAUUUCUGUAUUUUGAAGCAUUCCCAUGAAGCCAGCUGCAGUGUUCAACAUGAAGGGCAUGUGUAAUGAGAAGCUAAAAGGACAGUUGCAGUGUAGCGAUCAGGGAUGAGCUGACUUUUCCAGAUUUGGUUGGUUUUUUUUCCUCCUCCACUAUUCAUCUUAAUUGUAUUUAGUAUCUUAAAAGAUCUGUUCAGCAUCUUCAUAUUCUUUUUUUGAAGGCAUGUUGGAGGAUUACAAUGGAAAACACAGAGCCAAGGGAAGUCCUUUUUUUCUUUUAAAGAAAAUAUUGCAGAAUAAGAAAAUAUGACUGUAAUGAAGCAGCCUGUGCUAUGUAAGUGCUUUGAAAUUUCAUAAUGGCAGAAUCUAGGUCUUCAGAAGUUAAAAGAUCCCGACUAAGUUUGUCUCUCAGUAAAAAUAAGAAAAAUAAAGGAACCAAAAAAGAGGUAGAAAUUAAAGGAACACAGUCUAUGGCCUCAGCCCCCCCCUCUAUAGUUUCAUUUUUUAACAAUGUUCCCCCUGCCAAAAUCACCUGCCCCAUGUGUGGGCACACAGUGCCAAGGUAUGGAAUAAACAAGCACAUGGAUGAAAUGUGUCAGGGGAACCGUGGUAAGGUGAAUGUGGCUGAUUCAACUUUCAGCUGUUUUAUGAAUGAGAGUUCCUCAGCUGAAAAUAUGAACAGUAAUUCCAGCUCAUAUUUUUCAAAAAAAGAGUCAAAUCUAGAAGCAAGUUCUUCCAAAAACAGUUUGUUGAAAACACAAGCAAGUGCAGCACAACAGGUUAGUCCUUAUUUCAGUAAUAAUAAUUCAGCCUGUGAUGUUCGCAAUGAAUCUUGGGCUCAAACAGUUAAAAUCAUCUCUUUGGGAAGUUUAUCAUCUAAACUGUCCAGAAGACGUCGUAUCGAAGAAGGAAAACAGAUAGUGUAUAAAGAGAUUGACUCAUCCUUUCAAGCUGUUCCCAAUAUAUGGAAAAGUUCUGCAGUAUUGGCUGAUGAAGAGAUUUGUGCUGGGCAUAAUUCUCAGAAACAAAAUCAGCUUGUUCAAAGAGAGGAGCAAAAUCCUUCAAAAAAGAAACCUGAACUUCAGGAAGAAGUAAACAAAUCUCAUGGAGAAGACCUUAUGAAUAUUGUUCAGGUAUCAUUACCAGCAGAUACCGUUAAUGGCAGAAGACUAGUGUUUGGUGCAAGGAACACCAAAACAGAAAGUAGAUCUGAAGGGGUGAUACUUAGCUCUGAUAAAUUUGACAUGCAUCCAGCUAUUUGUACUGCAGCAGAGCUGACCAAUGAUUUGGAAGUGAAAACUCAGCCUGACACUCAGGGAAUUCCUUCUUCCAGGACAGAAGUGAGCUGUGACAGACAAAACUGCUUUAAAGAAGGUGAUGUACAGGUACUUCCUGUGGAAGUUCAUGAAGACUUUAAGGAUGAGAUUAAUCACUCUUUGUCAGAAACUGUGGAAAAGGUAGAAUUUCAAAAUUCCGUUGGUGAUGUUUUAGACAAAGUAAACGAUGAGGUUAGGUCUGUGCUCAACUCUCCUGGUCACCCGUAUUACCUGCAGAAUUUCUUAGUGGUGCUGCAAGCAGUCUUGGAGAACGAAGAUGAUAUGAGACUCUUCAAUGAUCAAGACAUGAACAUUAUUACCAAAUUCUGCCGAUUAUCAGUUGGUGCGCAGAAGUUAUAUGUGAGACUUUUUCAACGCAAACUAAACUGGAUAAAAGUGAACAAAAUAGAGUAUGAAGAGAUAAGUGUGGAUUUGUUACCAAUAAUUGAAGAACUGGUUGAAACUAGCUUUCUGCAAACAGAAUCUGAAUUGGAAGACCUGUGUGAAGGGCUGGAUUUGCUUUCAGCCCCUGAGCUGAAAACAUUAGCAAAGAUCUUUCAUUUGCCUAACCCAAAUGGCCAGAAACAACAACUUGUGGAUGAUUUUCUGAGGCUGGCAAAACAACGUUCAGUCUUCAGCAAGAGUCAGACUGGUAUUGGGACAGUAAUUUUAAAAAGGGUGAAGGACCUGGCUGGAAAAUCUAUUAGGGUCUGUAAAGGCCCCCGGGCUGUAUUUUCUCGAGUGCUGCUGCUAUUUUCACUGUCUGAGUCAAUGGAGGAUGAAGAAGCUGGUAGUGGUGGGCAAGGCCAGCUCUCCACAGUCCUUAUGGUAAACAUGGGGCGUAUGGUAUUCCCCAGUUACACUGUAAAUAGGAAAACAGAAAUCUUCCAGGACAGAGAAGAUCUUAUCAGGUAUGCAACUGCUGCACACCUGUCAAAUGAUAUAGCCACUGCAAUGGUGAAUGGGAACUGGGAAGAAGCUAAUUGUCUCUAUAGGUGUGCUAAAGAAACCUGGAAUGAACUGAAAAAUCAGCCCUCUUUGAGCUAUCACAGAGCUCUACCUGAGUAUCUGAGACAUUUCACAGUUGGCUGGGUGUAUACAAGAAUCCUUUCUCAAGGUGUUGAAAUUUUGCAGAGACUUCACAUGUAUAAGGAAGCGGUGCAGGAGCUGCAGGAUCUUUUGUCUCAGGAAGUGUAUUGUACUGACAGCAGAGGGCGGUGGUGGGAUCGCCUAGCUCUGAAUUUGCAUCAGCACUUGAAAAACACUAAGAAGGCCAUUGACUGCAUUAGAAAUGGGCUUGCAGACCCAUUUGUCCGUACUGGACAUCGUCUCUCUCUAUACCAGCGGGCCCUACGAAUCAGAGACUCACCAAGCUGUAAACAAUUCAGAUGCUUGUUUCAUGAUCUGCCAGUCAUAACUGUGGAAGAUGUGACGCAUGUUACGAUCAAAGGAAAGAUGUGUCCUCAGAUGGGACUGGGAAAAUCUGUGUUUCUAAUGGAGGAUACUGAUGGCGAAGAAGGAGGCGAAGACUUCAGUGUAUCCACAGUCAUGUGCUCUGUUGAGGAACUGGCGUUGACUCAUUAUAGGCAGAAUGGUUUUGAUCAGGGGAUUCAUGGAGAAGGUUCAACGUUUAUUACACUGUAUGGACUUCUAAUGUGGGAUAUCAUAUUCAUGGACAACAUACCCGAUGUUUUCAGAAAUUGCUAUCAGGCAGCUCCUCAGGGCUGUUCUUACCUUUUCAUACAGACGUUCCCCCUGGAUUUAUACACUGACAGCUUCUAUGAGAACAGGAGGGAUGCCAUUGAGGUCAGACUCCAGCAGCUUCAUACUGCUUCCUCAGAGACACUGACAAAGUGGAUCGCUGACAUCUGGAACACUCAGGAGGGAAAAGCAGCAGCACUAGUUAGCUGGGGGCGUUUUAUUUCCCUCCAGCAGGUUCAGAGCCUUGUCUCUUGCCUUGGAGGAACGUUUCUGAGUGGUGUUUUUAGGCAACUUUCUAAAGAUUUACGCCAUUGCAGAGGGGGGCUUCCUGACCUGGUUGUGUGGAGUACUCAUAGUAAUCACUUCAAGCUGGUGGAAGUGAAAGGUCCCAAUGAUCGCCUGUCCUGCAAGCAGAUCAUCUGGCUAAGUGAACUGAAGAAGCUGGGCGCUACAGUAGAGGUUUGUCAUGUGCAAGCAGUUGGAGCUAAGAGUAAACGCCUCAGCUGACAAAAACCAUCUUGAUCACGUGCGUUUUGUAUGCAACUGGCCUAUCCUUAAAGGAAAUGACGUGACACACACUACUGGCUGCUGCCUAUUUAAAAUAGUUUCCCAUAAAACUAUGGCUUCAUGUAAUAUUACUGCAGUUAGUUACACUUUGCACAAAUACAUUCUAAAAUAGUUUGAGAGGACUGUCUAUUUAUGAUUUACAGUAUGUUAACAGCAUUCAGAAGAACAAAGGUUCCUCCUACAUACACAAUAUGUAACUUAUUGUACAAAAAGGUAAUAUAGGGUCUUUGUUCAGUCAAGAGAAUUAGCUGCAAUCAGAUCUGUACCAAAUGAAAAAAAAAUCUUCUUCAAUAAAAAAUGCAUUGUAUCAAGUCCUUCA
This is a messenger RNA of Rhea pennata, 3965 nucleotides long. RefSeq names its product FANCD2 and FANCI associated nuclease 1 (gene FAN1). The record is from RefSeq and is a predicted model, not a curated record. Gene Ontology annotation, molecular function: 5'-flap endonuclease activity; 5'-3' exonuclease activity; flap-structured DNA binding. The transcript has 13 exons. Gene Ontology annotation, biological process: interstrand cross-link repair. Gene Ontology annotation, cellular component: nucleus. NCBI's taxonomy places the organism in Eukaryota, Metazoa, Chordata, Aves, Rheiformes, Rheidae. Bases 419 to 3586 code for a protein of 1055 amino acids.